Cuscuta europaea is the source of this 4043-nucleotide messenger RNA. The record is from the annotation of a GenBank genome assembly. NCBI's taxonomy places the organism in Eukaryota, Viridiplantae, Streptophyta, Magnoliopsida, Solanales, Convolvulaceae.
AAUCUUGAAUCUUUGAGCUAUUUGUAAAAGUCUAAAAAGACCGUGGAUACCCUGUUUCGCACACCGGGCAUUCUACACUCCUCUUUUCCUUCUAUUUUAUUCAGAUCAACCGUUGCCGACUGCCCGCUGCCGGCAGGUAUCGCCGUAGUGGAAACCAUGCUGAAAUUCACGAAAGGCGUCGUGCCCGGAUCUCGCACGGGCCUCAAGGGUCUGCCUUACAACAUCGGCGAGCCUUAUUCCUCUGCUUGGUGCUCUUGUGUUCACUUCCGCGGAACCUCCAAACCUCGAAGAGUAAAGGCAUUUAUUGAUAUGGCGAUCCAGCGUGCUCCUCAAGAUAUAAGCAUAUCUCUCUCCAGAUGCUGUUGUGAAUAUGGGAAUGUGUAUGCUGCAAUACAAGAAAUGGGGCGUAGAAAGUAUGGGAACUCAAGUUUUUCAGACACGGUUUGUAGUGAUGGAGAGGUUAGGGAAAGCUGUAAAUUUGAUGAUUCGUACGAGUCUGAAGAGUCAGAAAAGGAAGAUGGAGAAGAGAGUGACGAUGAUGAGAUUGGUGGUGAUUUUAAGAUUUUGGAUUCUUUUGAUAGGAAUCAAAAGCAGAGUAAUUUGCGUAAAGAGAAAAUUGACGAGGUAGAGGAUGAAAUGGGACACCCUUUGGUAAAAGAAAUAUGCAGGUUAGUUCAGUUGAGAUCAUUAUGGACUCUAAAACUUGAGGGGGAUCUGAGGCGUUUAUUGAGAAGUUUAACAGCUCUUCAAGUUUGUGCUGUUUUAAGGUCUCAAUCUGAUGAAAGGGUUGCUUUGAUGUUCUUCUAUUGGGCAGACCGGCAAUGGCGAUACAGGCAUGACCCGGUCGUGUAUUAUGAGAUGCUUAGAAUUCUAAGCAAGACAAAGUUGUGCCAAGGAGCUAAGCGUGUUCUCCGGCUAAUGUCACGAAGAAGAAUCAAAUGUCACCCCGAAGCUUUUGGUUAUGUGAUGGUUUCUUUUAGCAGAGCUGGACAUAUGAGGAAAGCAUUGCAGGUUCUCACUUUGAUGCAGAAAGCAGGAGUAGGUCUGGAUUUAAGCAUAUGUAAUACUUCAAUUUAUGUUUUGGUGAAGGGCAAUAAGCUGGAGAAGGCAUUAAAGUUUUUGGAACGCAUGCAAGCAGUUGGAAUGACACCCAAUGUGGUCUCUUAUAAUUGCUUAAUUAAGGGUUACUGCGAUGUGCAUCGUGUUGAAGAUGCAUUGGAGCUUAUUGCUCAAAUGCCCUACAAGGGUUGUCUGCCCGACAAAGUGAGUCACUACACUGUGAUGGGAUUUUUGUGUAAGGAGAAAAGAGUCAAUGAAGUAAGAGAGUUAAUGGAUAAGAUGAUGACUGAUAGUAAUUUACAUCCCGAUCUGCUUACUUUUGAAACUCUUGUACAUAUGUUUUCAAAGCAUAACCAUUCCGAGGAAGCAUUAAGCUUUUUAAGGGAAGGAGAAUCCAGAGGAUUUUGUAUAGACAAAGUUGGGUACAGUGUAGUAGUAAACUCAUUCUGUAAAGAGGGAAGGAUGGAUAGGGCGAAAGAGGUAGUUAAUGAGAUGAUUUCUAAGGGAUGUAUUCCUGAUGUGGUGACUUACACUGCUGUCGUGAAUGGAUUUUGCUGUUUGGGAGAGGUCGGUCAAGCAAAAAAGCUAAUUGAACAGAUGAACAAACAUGGUUGCAAGCCAAACACUGUUUCCUACACAUCUCUUUUGAAUGGGCUAUGUAAAAGUGGAAGAUCUUCUGAAGCAAGAGAGAUUAUGAACAUGAGUGAGGAUGGCUGGUGGAAGCCUAAUGCUGUGACCUACAGUGUUUUGAUGCAUGGUUUUCGUAGAGAGGGAAAGUUACCAGACUCUUGUGAUAUAGCAAGGGAAAUGAUAGGAAACGGGUUUUUUCCUUCUCCCGUUGAAAUCAACCUGCUUGUUCAAGCUCUUUGUAGAGAGGGUAGAAUGGUUGAGGCGAAGAAGUUUUUAGAAGAGUGCAUGAGAAAAGGGUGUGCAGUAAAUGUGGUAAAUUUCACUACUUUGAUUCAUGGUUUCUGCUUAAAGAACAAUUUGGAUUCGGCUCUAUCCGUUCUGGAUGACAUGUAUUUGAUUAACAAACAUCCAGAUACUAUUACAUACACAACAAUCAUAAAUGCAUUAGGAAAGAAUGGUAGGAUUGAAGAGGCGAUUGAAAUGACGAAGAAAAUGAUCCAUAAAGGUUUGAUUCCUACUCAAGUGACAUACCGUACGGUCAUUCAUCAGUUUUGUCAUCACGGUAGGGUAGAUGAUCUUGUAAAGCUGUUAGAGAAGAUGUUGCGGAGACAAGGUUGCAAGACUGUGUACAAUCAAGUCAUUGAAAAGUUGUGCACUUUUGGAAAUCCUGACGAGGCUUAUAAGCUUUUGGGUAAAGCUCUUCAGACGGCUUCAAGAAUCGAUGCAAAUACCUGCCACGUUCUUAUUGCAAGUUUUCUGAAAAAAGGAAAUGCUUUAUGCUCAUAUAAGGUUGCCUGUCGAAUGUUCAAGCGGAAUCUGAUUCCUGACUUAAAGUUGUGCGAAGUUGUGAAGGAGAAAUUGAUGUUAGACGGGAAAGUAAAUGAGGCAGACAAACUUAUGAUUCUUUUAGUUGAGCGUGGAUGCAUUUUGCCUAGGAGAUGACACACCAUCCUUGAGCCCCCCGAGAACCGACGGGACAUUAUCUGGGAGGAUGUAAAUUGAGCUUUGAUCUCACUCUGAUGGAAAGAGAGCGGAGUUCUAUCCCAAGUCAUUGCUUGGAGUUGAACCCGGGACCUCUCCCUUGCGGGGUUCUAUCCCAAGUCAUUGCUUGGAGUUGAACCCGGGACCUCUCCCUUGUGGCACCCCCAUCCUACCAGGAGAGCUACGCCCCCCAGUAGGAUGCAUUUUUCCUAAACAUCAGCAGCGGUUGUCUUGAGAUGCAAUUAGCAGUAUUACACUUUUCAUAUUGUGUUGAUAAAUCCAUUAUUUUUAGUAAAAAGGUUAUUAUCUUGGGGACAGCAGCUUCUGGGUUUUAUUACUGAAAAGUAUGGAAUUCCAUUCAACAAUUGCCCUGUUGCAUAUUGUGUUCUGUCUGCUGCCAUUCUUUUAUUGAAAGGACUUCCACAGAAUUUCUAGUGCGGUAAUAUUAAGUUAUACGUAGUACUUCAUAUUAAUUUAUUUUAUUAUAUUGGUGAUGUUUAGUGCAGCUUACUGGAAAUUGGAACCUUAAUAGGUCGUAACUCUUAGGAAUAAUGUUCUUUGCAAGCACAUAUAUUGGUCACUUGAUAUGCUGGAUGCUUCAAUUCAUCUUCUCAGUUGUGUUUCAAUCCUUCAUUCAGUUCUCACGUCUAACUAUUUUGGACAUGCAGACAUAUCAAGUAAUUGCUGACAAAUUUGAAGGGUAGUCACUUGGAAACAGAUAAACCCUAACUAAUAAUGGGCUGUUUUGCUUUGCGGAGACGCUUGGAAAUUGACAAGGCUUAAUAAAUGAUUCGAGUGUAAUAACAGUGUCAUCAAAGAGAGGUGUUCCAUUCGAUUUUACAAACUCAAGAUCAUAAUGAUAGGCUGGCAUAGGACUUGAUUAUUAUUCAUCUUUGCCUUCUGCCUCAGCUUGAAUCCUACUUUCUUUUUAUUUGAAGCAGACAUCCGAUGUGAGAAAGAAAGUUGAGAUUUUGGUUAUGUGAAAGGCGAGGAACUAAUGAUUGGAGUUUCAUCGAGGGAUCAAGUAAUGCUUUGAGCUCAUCAAGUACACAUCGGAAGAUGUUACAUUUGAGGGGAAGUAGACCGGUAGAACAUGUUUGGAAGGAAACACAAGCAAGAAGAUGAAUCUUGCGGAAGGAGAGAGACAUUUUCUACUAUAUGUAUGAAUUUGUCAGAUCUGUUCAGAAUAUUGCAACUAAGCACCAUCUAGAUUGGUAAUUUGGUGAUUUGUAAGGUAUACUUUGAGCACUUCAAAUCCCUUUCAUUUGGAGCUUUUCAAGUCUUCAUCGUUUUAAUCCCAACUAUGCCACUGUCAGUCACAAGAAAAUCAUAAUGUCAACUUCUUAAAUAAUUUUGAGCAUAUUUAUGAGGGU